AUGCAGCUCCGAUGCUUCCAAGCAAGCCCCUCAAUUCCACCCGGCGCCCCUACAAAACACUCCCGCCAGCCCAAGGGCAGCGGCGGGGCCUCUAGUUCUAACGAUAAUGACUUGGAUAAGCUUGUGUCUGGAGCACAGCACUCCAUACCCCCUCCCCCAGCCAGUGACCAAACCGCCCAAGACCACGCCAGCGUCUCCGAAACAGAGCUCGGAAACCUCCUCCUGCACGAAAUCGCAGAAAUGGACCGUCGUCCGUCGGGCCCUCUCGUCUUCUACAACCACAAGUCACAGCCACUCCUCCCUGCUCCUACUACUACCACAACCCAUGCUAUCGUCGCAGCCCACAUCCCCCCCGCCCAAAGCCGUCCGACACUCCCAGUCCCAGCGUCCGCAGCACACCCAGUCCCCCACCCACACCUCUACAAGGUUCUGGACUACGCAAUCUACCCCUUCUGCCCGCCGCCGCACCGCAGAGUCAGUGCUGCCACUCUGGCCGCACAGAGACAGCAAGCGCCUGCGCUUGCGGCGGCGAAGGCGUGGGUGCACGGCGGUGUUGCGAAGGAUAACAAUACUGUGGUUGACGUUGGGGCCGCCUCGAUCGGUGGAGAUGUGGGUGCCGUUGCUAUUCUCGGCGCUGCCGAGUCUGCCGCUGCCAUGAUGACAACCCAGUCUUUACUAGCUACAAAAAAGAAGCAAAACCGCAACCCGCGCGGACCAUACAAGAAGCACCAGCGCGACGACUCUGCUGGCUCUACUGCUGCCACUCCCACAACUGCCGAUAACGAUAACGAGGACUCGGGAGAGCCUGUGGUGAAGAAGCGCCGUCAUGGGGGUGGACGCAGUAAGGGGGUGGUGCUGUGUAGUCUGUGUGGGAUCGUGUUUGCGAGGCCGUUUACGCUGAGGAGGCAUGUGGACAAUAUUCAUGCGGAAAGCGUGGUGUGUGCUUGUGGUGUUCGAUUUGCGGGGGAGGAGGAGGUGGGGGUGCAUUUGGAGGGGGGAGGGUGUGCUGGGGUUUGA
Messenger RNA from Morchella sextelata, 1017 nucleotides. RefSeq lists its product as uncharacterized. Lineage: Eukaryota; Fungi; Ascomycota; Pezizomycetes; Pezizales; Morchellaceae. The record is from RefSeq and is a predicted model, not a curated record. The transcript is spliced from 3 exons. Bases 1 to 1017 code for a protein of 338 amino acids.